AUGGACCGUGGACCACUACAUUCAGGUCAUUCCUCUUCAGAUAACCCUCCUUCUACUUCUCAACGACUUCCUAUUCUUGCUGGUUACUUUCCUGCAUGGAGUAUCUAUGAACGAAAUUAUAAUGUAGCUGAUAUCGACGCCGAACAUCUUUCUCAUAUCCUUUAUGCCUUUGCCAACAUUCAUGAAAAUGGUACUAUUAUUCUAGGUGAUCCAUGGGCAGAUACGGAAAAACAUUUUGAAAAAGAUCAAACAGUCAAUCACAAAGCGGACAAAUGGAUGGCCAAUGUUAAUAACCUUUAUGGAAAUUUCAAGCAACUCUAUUUUUUGAAAAGACGACAUCCCAAUCUCAAGGUCAGUUUAUCUGUUGGUGGAUGGAGUUGGAGCACACUUUUCCCUACUGUGGCUAUGGAUGUAGAAAAGCGUAAGAGGUUUGCAAUGUCUGCUGCUCAACAUAUCAAUGAUCUUGGUCUUGAUGGUAUAGAUAUUGAUUGGGAAUUCCCGAAAACGGAACAAGAAGGACAAGCAUUUGUGACAUUACUCAAAGAUGUUCGAUCAGCAUUAAAUGAUACUCAAUCAUCAGCUAACAAUACACCUUAUCUACUGAGUGUGGCAGUUGGUUGUGGACCUGAUAAUUACAAGUAUCUUCAUCUGCGUGAAAUGGAUGAUUAUGUCGAUUUGUUUUAUUUAAUGGCUUAUGACUUGGCAGGCGCAUGGAAUGAAAAGACGGGUCAUCAAGCAGCUCUUUAUCGCGACAAGAAAAUCAAUAACGUUCAACAACUCACAGUUCACGAUGCUAUUACACAUUUUGCCAAGAUGAUUCCUCGACAUAAAUUGGUAAUGGGAUUGCCAAUGUAUGGACGUUCAUUUUCAAAGACAACUGGACCUUAUGCUGAAUUUGAUGGUGUACCUGAUGGCACUUGGGAAAAAGGCUCUUAUGAUUACAAGGAUUUGCCUCGACCUGGCGCAUUGGAAAUAUAUGACCCAGAAAUUGGUGCAUCAUGGUCUUACGAUGCGAAACUACAAGAAUAUGUGACAUAUGACAAUCAUCAGGUGGUACAGCAAAAAGCACAAUAUGUAAUGGACCAAGGACUCGGGGGAUGCUUUUUUUGGGAAUUGACUGGUGGCGGUUCCAACGAUAGUCAACGCAAUCUUCUCACAGCAGCCUUUUACAGUCUUGGUAGUAAAUUAGAUACAACACCCAAUCAUUUAUCUUAUCCAGCAAGUCAUUAUGAUAACAUUAGAUCCUUUGCAACCUGA
This is a messenger RNA of Halteromyces radiatus, 1257 nucleotides long. RefSeq names its product chitinase. Gene Ontology annotation, molecular function: chitin binding; chitinase activity. Gene Ontology annotation, biological process: carbohydrate metabolic process; chitin catabolic process. Gene Ontology annotation, cellular component: extracellular region. The record is from RefSeq and is a predicted model, not a curated record. The transcript has 5 exons. The coding region runs from base 1 to 1257 and encodes 418 amino acids. NCBI's taxonomy places the organism in Eukaryota, Fungi, Mucoromycota, Mucoromycetes, Mucorales, Cunninghamellaceae.